UUGUGCAUAUUUAUAAAAAGAAAUGGUGAAACUGACAUUUUUUACAGUGUCCAAUCCGUUGCCCCCCUUCUCCUGUUCUCCCUCUCCAUGUUCUCCUAAUCUCAGCUGUGAUUGGUUCAUCUUUGGUGUCAGUCAGGAAGCAUUGGGCGGGACUCAAACAAUCCACUCGUGCUCGCGGAACGGCUGUCUGUGCGCCACAGCAGAGCAGUAUCAGGGCAGGCAGUGGCACAGGAACGUUGAUCCGGUUUCUCCUCCUCGGACGGCUGGCCUGAGUCUCCCAGAGGUGCGCGGUGGCUCUCCCAGAGUUUUCCCCGAGCAGUGUGCGCCACGCGCGCGGAGCCUUCCUGUAGCAGCCCACGACUUCUCGCUUCUGUGGAGCAAAUCUAUCUCCAUCCUUCCAGCAGCAGGAUCGCCCCUAAAACCGCUGAAGUCGUCAGAGAACCACCUGGAUAGCUAAGGAAGCCGGUCCGGUUCGAGGUCCUGCUGGGAGGAGAAGAGGAGCAGAGAAGGAAGCAAAACAGAGAAAAAGGCAGCAUGAAUCGGAUGAGUCGGUUGAUUCUCACCCUCUACACCAUCCAUGGGAUUCUUCUGAAAGUGAUGGCUUCAAAAGGCCGAGUUCAAGGUGCCAGCGGUCAGUACCCUCUGGUUCAGAAUGUGACCGUCACACAGGGCGGGACGGCGAACCUGACCUGCCGUGUGGAGUACAAUGACAACACCUCCCUCCAGUGGUCAAACCCGGCACAGCAAACCCUCUUCUUUGGGGACAAGAAAGCUUUGAGAGACAACAGGAUUGAACUUGUGCGCGCGUCUUCGUCAGAGCUGACCAUCAGCAUCAGUGACGUCUCGCUGUCCGACGAGGGCAUGUACACCUGCUCCCUGUUCACCAUGCCCGUCAGAACAGCCAAAGCCUACCUGACCGUUCUGGGAGUGCCAGAAAAGCCAGAGAUCAACGGCCUGAAAAAGCCCGCCGUGGAGGGGGACUACAUCACACUGACCUGCAUCACUCAGGGCAGCAAGCCCGCUGCCGACCUGCGCUGGUUUAGGAACGAGAAGGAGGUCAAAGGUGCUAAAGAGGUGAACGCAGAAGGGAAGACGUUCAAAGUGCAGAGUUCCCUGCAGCUCCAUGUGGACAGGAACGACGACGGCGUGGCGUACACCUGCAGAGUGGACCACGUGGCGUUAGCGCUGGCACCGCAGCAGGCCACCGAAGUACUGGAGGUCCAGUAUGCCCCUCGUGUGGAGAUCAUUCACUCCCUUGAAGUCCCUCAAGAGGGCCAGUAUUUAAAGUUGGAGUGUGUAUCCAAAGGAAACCCAUCGCCAGAUCCAGUGAUGUGGACGAAAGACGGAGUUGAACUUCCAGACCUGGACAGGAUGAUCGUUGACGGAAGAGAGCUCACCUUCACUUCGCUCAACAAGACGGACAAUGGCACCUACCGCUGUGAAGCCAGCAACCACCUGGGCAGGAGCAGCGCUGAGUACGUGCUCUAUGUCUACGACGUCCCCACCACCUUGCCUCCAUCCACCACUCCCCUCCUACAUCCUAUCCCUCCAGAUUCUACUGCACAGUUAAGCACCCACGCCUCAGACCCCACAGACAGCAGAGAUCCCAACGCACUGGGACAGCAUGGCACUGACCACGCCCUGAUCGGAGGAGUGGUGGCGGUGGUGGUCUUUGUCACCUUGUGUUUAAUCAUUGUUCUGGGAAGGUACCUGGCCAGGCAUAAAGGAACGUAUUUGACAAACGAAGCCAAAGGAGCAGAUGAUGCGCCUGACGCCGACACAGCCAUCAUAAACGCUGAGGGUAACCACGCGCAUGCAGAGGAAAAGAAGGAGUACUUCAUUUAGACUGCAGAGCGGAGCCGUCCAACGCUCACCCUCUACUUUCUGUCCUUUAGUCUCUAUAUCUUCUCUUCUCUCUGGCUGUCCCCCACUUUUUUCCUCACUUCUGGACGACCCUUCUUCGAGUCAGUGAGAAGCCCGCAGACAGAGACUCUCACCAUGGGUGUUUCUAUAAUUUCACUUUCUUAUUGUGUGUUUUUGUUUGCAUUAUUUUGUUUUUUAAAUGAUGUUUUUUAAAGGUUUGCUCUUACUGUUGAAGCUCUCACUCUUGUUAAAGUUUUUUUUUUUUUUGGCAGUCUUUUCAUGUAAAUAUUUGAAAAUCUGUAUAUUUCAUGACAGCUUUUUACAUGACCCCACCCCCACCUCAUCCCUGUUCAUCGUUUUUUGUUUUUUUUCCCGACGAGAUUCAGGCCAAGCACACACACGGAACACAUCGUCAUAUCCCGUGUCCACACAAACACAUAUCACAUCAACACGGUGCCUAAAAGAAACACAUGGAAUUUCUGUCAAUGCCUUGGUUUUAGUGUCUGUCCAUUGCGAUGUAAAUGCUUCGUAGGUCAUUUCAUUGCUUGGCCCACAGCUUUCGAUUACGCGUUUUUUUUUUCCGUUACGUUUCGCAAGAAAAGCUGCGCUGUUGACGCCUUACACACAUCUAUCACGUGAAUAUCUUUUCGAUGGUCCACCCCCCUUUUGCCCCACCCCCUCCUCUGAAUAGACUUGUGAUGGUGAUGCGCUUGUAAGAUACGAAGAAGGUUUUCUGAAAAACACAGUAGCAAGAUUCUUUAGUCGGAUACGUGUAAAAUACGAUUCUUACCGUGAUCAUUUGGAGUGACGUGGCGUUUGUUUAGAGCAGAGAAACUCACGUACGAUAGCUACGAAAGCUUUCCACCAACUCAAACAGAUGUAUAAACGCGUUUUCUGGAAUUUUCUGCUGUAUAUGUAUUUCUGCGCUGUGCGCGCUUGCAGUUUAGAGACACAGCCUCUCAGCCUGCUAUAGGUUUUAUUUAGUAUUGAAGGUACAAAAAAAAAGAAACCACCAUCAUUUUCUAAUGUCCAAAAGCUGUAUGGAUUUUGACGAUCUUGUUUUUUCGUGUUUUGUUUUGUUUGUCAAACUGAAAUCAUUUCAGGAACCCUACGAAACGCAGGAAGCAAUCUGGUGUUACUCUAAAGCUACAUUCAGACCGGAAAUGUGACACGCAUCCAAGAACACUCUUUUACCACGUUCUUGAACACGCGUAAAUGUAAAUUUGAGUCCCUGAUUGGUCAACGUUGAACCUGGUUUAACUUUCAACGCGCUUUUGAAUGGAUGUGAAUUUUGAACAUACAUUAGACCCCGAAAUGGUUGUAGAUGCUCGUGUAGCGAAGCAUGAGAGUUUUGAAAGCCGAAGCCAGAAACGCGUAUUUACACGGAUUGCAGAGGGCAGUUUGAAUGUAGCAGUUUGAGCAGUGCAAACAUUUGGCUUCUUCUUUUUUCCGUGUACCACUGAGCAAUUCGAAGGACACCUCUUCUAUGAGGUGCAGGCGGCUUUCAUUGGUUGAUAGGUAAAAAUCUACCCAGUAUUUGUUAGAUUUUUCUGAUUUCUACACAUUCCGUUUAUGCAACCCCUUUUACUUUGGUCCCCGUUUUAUCUGCAAGAAAGAAAGAAAGAAAAAGGUACAAGUACCAGGCCUCAUUUUGAACUUAAAAACUGGAGACAAACAGAAAAGCACAACAUCUGUCUAAAUGAGUUACUAUUUCCCUUUUGCCAACAGCUCAAUUGUCUGGAGGGGUAGCUUUCAUCAAAUGGGUAGCGGAAAAAUGACAAAGCUGAUUCACUUCGGGAUGUUAAAAAAAAACAUUUUUAAACAAAACCAUGUGUUUGUGUUUUCAAAAUAAAAAGUAGGAAAAAUGUCCAAUCUUUUGUCCUGAGCUCCCUGCUGUAUAUGGUGUCUUCUAAAAUGUGGUUAAAGUGUGAAAAUUGAUGUUAAAUUCUGGACUCCUGUAUUCCUUCAAAUUUGUAUAUUAGCCACAUUAUUGAUUCACUUUUUUCCUUUCAUUUUCCAUUGCAUAGACUUUAAAUCAAGUGUGUUUUGUUUAAAUGCGAAGCAUGAACAUAAUGUGUAAAGACUACAUUUUUUAUAAUACACAUUAGCAUGUUUUUUUUUAGUUCCUUUACAUGUUUUAAUUUAUUUGCACUGAAGUUAUUAAAGACAAACCCACAAUG
Molecule: messenger RNA, 4043 nt
Organism: Oryzias latipes (Japanese medaka)
Lineage: Eukaryota; Metazoa; Chordata; Actinopteri; Beloniformes; Adrianichthyidae
Gene: cadm2a
Product: cell adhesion molecule 2a
Biological process (GO): homophilic cell-cell adhesion
Source: RefSeq, a predicted model, not a curated record